CCCAGUUCACGGGUGAAGGAACCGGACAUUAUUCUCUUCGGCGCGAUGAAUUCGAUCGGCCGAGAGGGCGAAAGAUGCUUUCACGCGAGGUCAGACCAGUCUUUGUGAACCGGUGCCAGAGACGGGCAUGGACACUAAGACUCCACCGAUCCCGUUGAAGGUCCAGGAGAAGUCGAAACCGAAGCACCAGGAUAACGUGGCCGAUGUGUCCUUGCCCCCGCUGACACCGUACAGGAAUCAUCGUCAGAAGCAGAAAACUCCUGGUACUCAGUGGUCGCGUGAUAUACCCAGCGCUAUACGUUAUCAGGAUCAUCAAAGAAAAAGACCUUACAGAGUACUGCAAAUCGGCGCAACACCUUUGAUGCAUGCCUGCCAACAAGGCGACAGAGCAAGGGUUCUAAGACUGUUGAAAGAACAAGAAGACACGAUCGGAUACAGAGAUCGCACCUUAAGGAGCGCUUUGCAUUAUUGCAUGGAUGCUGGAACCGGAGGUGCCGUCGCCUCGGCGGCACCGGAACUGGUCAACGCACCGGAUGCUGAAGGACACACUCCUCUUCAUCUGGCAGUGAUCGCCGGCGACACGCAACUCGUGGCUGUUUUAUUAGCGAACGGUGCCGAUGUGAACGCCAAGGACUUGGAAGGACACAGUGUCCUUCAUUGGGCUACUGUAUGUGGAGAAACAGAAUGUGUUCGCCUGGUGUUAGCAGCAGGUGCUCGACCAUCAACACCUGAUCUUCGUGGUGGAUCUCCUCUUCAUUAUGCUGCUCAGUGCUGCGGUGCAGCCGCUACUGCCGAGCUUGCGGUACCCAAAAAAGUUGGUUUGCGAGUUUUACAAACACUCUUAGAAUUUGGAGCCGAUGUGAACGCGAAAGAUGAGGAUGGAAGACAGCCGAUUUUGUGGGCAGCGAGUGCUGGCAGCGUUGAGGCCGUCUUGGCUUUGGCUAGAGCAGGUGGUUCAGCUGCCGCAGGAGCUGCAGACAAAGAUGGCCUCACAGCUCUGCACUGUGCCGCGUCCAGAGGACACGCAAGAUGUGUUGAAGCUUUGAUAAACCUUUGCGGUGCUCAUCCAGAUCAUGUUGAUGAUAAUGGAUGCUCGGCUCUGCAUUAUGCUGCCACUCUCGGUCAUGCUGAUGCCACGGCUUUGAUUCUUAAAUUGGGAGCUGAUCCUAAUCGUCAGGAUCGGAAAGGAAGAACCCCAGCACUUUGCGCAGCAGCCAAAGGUCAACUAGAGACGCUAAAAAUUCUUGCGCAACAUGGCGGUUCCCUCUACGCAAGAACCGUUCGAGGAACAGGGGUAGCCCACGAAGCCGUGGCAUCCGGUAGAAUCGAGUUAAUAAAAUGGCUGGCGAAGAAACGUCCUAGCACUUUAGACGUCGCCACGCACGAUGGCAAAACACCGUUACACGUGGCGGCUCUUCAUGGACAUCUAGACGCGUGCAAAGUCCUUUUAGACAAUGGUGCAAGAAUUAAUGCCGUGCUUCGAACCAGCAAGGGAAACUUGAUGACUGCUUUGGACGCAGCGUUGUACAGAGGUCACAGGGACUGCGCAAAAUUAAUUCAAAUGCAUGGAGGUACCACGGCGCAGCAACUGAGGAUGCAGAAGACUGUGCCGAACAAAGUAUUCGCAGCGAAAUUGCGAAUGAGGCACAUGGACAGUAGCACCGAUACCGAGAGCAGUCCUCGUAGACGUAGUUACAGUCAUAAACUUCCGGAAUUGUACUACGAAGAACAAUGGAUAGAAAAGAGAACUCGACGGAGAGGAAAUUUGAGGAAAUUAGCGCGUCAAGAUAGUCGAAGUUUCAGCGAAGAAGAAGUUAGGUUGUCGAAAACGUCUUCGAAGAAGGAUCAUCAAAGAAGAGCACGCAGUGAAUCGGCACGAUACGAAGAGGGCCACAAGUUAAGAAGAAAAAGAAGUAAAAAACGGUCGACCAAAUCCAAACAUUCCAGCGAGUCGUCCAUAGAGUCAGACAGUUACGAAAACGCAGCAGACACUUCCAGGCAAAAAUACGAGUCGCGUGACAGUAAAUCGAACAAAAGCAAUGGUACCGAAGACAGGGAAGAAUCAAGAAGAGACGACGAAGAGGACGAGAGCGUGAGCGACGACAGCCUCGAAGUAGUGGUGGUAAGAAAAUCGUUGGAGAAAAAAUGUGAGAAAAUGGUGUCCGGAAGAAGAUCGAAAACACCACGAGAAAGUUCGAAGGAGACGAAGUUCACGAAAACUCGUCGCAGCACGAGAAGAAAGUCAAAGUCGAGCAGACCGAAAACGUCUGAGAACGGCGAGAGCACGACCGAUCGAAUGCAAUCCUUCGACAAGGAACAAGGGUCAAAGGAGUCCGAGUUCCAAGCGCAAGAAACGCCGAGGACCUCGAUGGAGGAGGACAAAGCGAACGGAGGUAAAAUAAUCGAAAAUCGGUAUCGCAGAGAUGUGACUGACAGCACCAGUCAGGAAACCGUCGAACGAGUUAUAGUGACCGCCAUGGUACACAAGGACCAAGGUCCAGACACACCUAAAUCUAUAAUAGAGACCUCGAAGGAGGUCACUUUUGAUGACAGGUUAAGAACGGAAACGAUAGAGAUUGAGCAAGUGGCCAAAGACGCAACUAGCGUGAACAAAAUGGACGACAUCGUUGAGCAAAGCGACGAGUCGCGUAGUAAUCUGGUAACGAAGGCUGCUAGUUUGAGGAAGGACGUAGAAGAAAUGAGGCAGCAGGCUAUAUUAGAGAAGACGCAAAGGGAGGAAGACGUAAAAAGGGAGGAAAAAGAGAAGAAGGUGAUGGAGAGUCGAGAUGAUCAAAAGGAUGGACAAGUGAGUGAAGAUGUGGAGAAAGAUGUAAAGGUAGAUCAGGAUGAGAAAGGUGAAGUGUCCUCGAAGGAAGAGAAAGAGGCGCAACAGGAUAAGGGAGAAAAAGGCAGGUUAGACGCACACAAGCCAACCGAAUCAGAAAGUGCCUCGGAUUCUCAGCAACAACCGAGUCAACAAGAAGACUCAGCCUCGAAGUCCAUAAAACCUGACGAGAAUCUCGACCAAGAUACUCACAGCGAGAAAACUGACAUGUCCGAACACACGUUGAAAAAAGACCACGACGAUUCUGAAGAAACAAGAAAAUCAAGCCAGAAAGACUCCCAAAGCGAAGCUACCACACCGAGAACAGCUGUCGAAGACGUUCCACCGUCAGAAGACGAAGACAAGAAAUCCACGUCAGAGGACGCCAAAAGUAAACCAAAACUCAAAUCCGAAACUGAUAAAAGAAGAGCAUCCACCGACGAAUCUAAAUCCAAAUCUUCAUCCUCGAAAUCCGAUGAGAGUCCCAAAAAGAGUGGCAGCAGUCGAAAGAGAAGAGAAGCCGGUAAAAGACGAGAAUCUAUCUCGAAGAAGGUCUCCGUGAAAAUUUCAGAGAAGACAAGAAAGUCGUCCGUGGAUGAAACGUCAGAAACCCAGAGAAUUGAAGAAAAUGUUACUGAAAGCGAAGUGAAGGAGGAAGUAAGUACGGUACAGAAGAGUUUGAGCAAAGAAUCGGAUGAGAAAGAACAAACUGAUAGUGCGCUGAGGAAAUCGGUUGAAUUUUCGGAGACAUCGAAAGAAGAGGACAAGUCGGUGAUGGAUGCAUCGAGUGUUUCGAAAAGGAGGAUGUCUGUUGAACAGGAAGCUGUUCAAGGAACACAGGUGCAGGAGCAAAAGGAUGAGGAGGAUAAAAAGGAUAAACAUCCGGUGGAAGAUGCAUUGGCGACAGAAGGAGAAAGUUUUCGAUACAUCGACGAAAGCUCAUCAAGUUCUCCAAAAUCGGCGCAGGCGAGACGAUCCAGACCUUCGACAGGCAAGCUCAGAAAAGGUGGACGAUCAGUUUCUAAAUCCUCAUCGAAAAAGUGCUUAUUCGAAAGUUCCGAAGAACGUUCUCCUGAUAGAAGCGCUAUAGUUGCGGUGAUCGAGAGUCCAGAAUGGGACGAAGAGGACGAAGAAAUCGAGAAAGAGAUCAGAGACGCUAUUGGAGACGAUGGUGAACACGAAACGGAACCGGAAGAAGAUAAUGAAAUUGGUGUUGUGAGAGUUUUACCGAGUACUAGUGAAGAGGAAACUUCUCGAGGUGGUCCUGAAACUUGCAGAACUACGGCUGGAGACUCGUUGCCUCAGGUGCAAUCCGGUAGCCGUACUCGCCUCACACGAGUUCAAAGUCCGCCAGAAAGUAGAACAAAUCGACUGCAAGGAAAACAACGACGUGACAGCGGUGGCCGAGAUAGCGGAAUAGAACCCAGUCCCAGAGUAUCAAGAAUACCAAGAAGAAGAAUUAUGAAAUGUUGUCCAAACAGUGCGAAACAACAGGCACUUAACAUGGACACCAUUACGAGAGACGUACAAAUUAGCUUGCGACGAUAUCAUCUUGAAAGGAAAAUUUUCUUUCAGUUGAUGGAAUUGAAGAGACUGCAGAUACGCCAUGGAAGAGCGAAUGAACAGGUUUUGGUUAAGAGACAGGUAGAUGCAUUCCAUAAGGCUGGUAUGUCUGGGCCCACCCUCGGAGUAGCAAAAUAUGACCAACCCUUAACGUUUAGGCACUUCGAGGCCUUCUUAUACGACCAACUCAGAAAGCUUCAAAAAAGACCAGCUACACCAGACUUUUGUACGGAAGCAAAACAAUGUACUCAGAAGACUCAUCGCUGUCAUCAUGCUACAAGUGCUUACACCUCUUUUCCUGCGUAUACAUAUCUAGGUGGAGGCGGCCAAGAACAAGCGGAUCUUCUUCCGAAGAUAGAGAGCCGUGGAAAGGGACAGAUGACGGUGGAAGUAACGCACGGGGAAGAGAAGCAGAUAAUAGCUCUUCCAGCUGAAAAGCUAGAUCGUACAAAAAAAUAUUACGUGACAUUCACUGUCAGAGGAGAAGCUUCCUCCGAAGAAAAGUCGAAAUCGUCGCUUGGUAUCCAAAGAAAUGCCAAAAGUGUUUAAACUGUCUUCAAUUAUACAAUAGACUCUCGUUAUAUCGCCAUGUUUACAAUAUCCUAAUACACUGGUGACUCUCGCCACCAUAGAAUACAGAGAUAAAAAAACUUACAA
This is a messenger RNA of Megachile rotundata (alfalfa leafcutting bee), 5044 nucleotides long. RefSeq lists its product as uncharacterized. Gene Ontology annotation, molecular function: protein binding. NCBI's taxonomy places the organism in Eukaryota, Metazoa, Arthropoda, Insecta, Hymenoptera, Megachilidae. The record is from RefSeq and is a predicted model, not a curated record.